Messenger RNA from Orbilia oligospora ATCC 24927, 255 nucleotides. RefSeq lists its product as uncharacterized. NCBI's taxonomy places the organism in Eukaryota, Fungi, Ascomycota, Orbiliomycetes, Orbiliales, Orbiliaceae. The record is from RefSeq and is a predicted model, not a curated record. The transcript is spliced from 3 exons. The coding region runs from base 1 to 255 and encodes 84 amino acids.
AUGCUCUGCAAAACUGGGGCUGGCAAGUUACCAGUGGAAUUAUUCCAAGAGGUAACAAAAGAUAUGCCCCAGCCAAUAUCUCGGGAGGAAGCCGAAAAUUAUAAGGAAGAGUUAAUGCAGGAGCGCGUGAAAUUUCGUGAGAAUAGUCCUGCCGUAACCGGAAUGACGGCCCAAAGAUUUCGCUACAUCAUGGAUGUCCAAAAAAUGACAGACGAAGACCUUAUCAAAACUAUCAGCCGAGAGGAUCUAGUCUAA